GACCGAAGCAGAUUAAAAGUCUCCCAUUCCAUUCCAUUCCACACCCUACAAAUCAUUCAUCAAUCCAUCCAUCCGUCCAUAACCCAAUCAUCAUCAUCAUCUCGUCCGAGAAAAUAUACGACUGACUGAUCCAUCGGGUGGGGGGAUGGGGUCGGAAGCGAAGGAGGAGGAGGAGGAGGAGGUGGUGGUGGUGGUGUUCACCUACGGCACCCUCAAGAAAGGAUUCCACAACCACCGGGUGCUGGAGGAGCUCAUGGCCACCGGCGAGGCCUCCUUCCUGGGGAGGUGCCGCACCUCCAUCAGGUACCCCCUCGUCUGCGGUCCCUACAGAGUCCCCUUCCUCCUCGACCUCCCCGGCUCCGGCCGCCGCGUCUCCGGCGAGCUCUACUCGGUCUCGUCGGCGCGCGCCCUCUCCCUGCUGGACGAGCUGGAGGGCACCUCUCGCGGGCACUACCAGAGGCGUCCCAUCGAGGUGGUCGAGCUGGCGGAGGGGGAAGAGGAGGGAGAGGCGGAAGAGGAGAGGAGAAGGAGGAGGAAGACGAGGAGGGCGGAGGCGUACUACGCGGACAGCAGCUACGCGAUGGAGAUGUGGAACAAGUGUGGGAAGAUGGGGUACGGGGGCUACACGGAGGAGGUGGCGCGUGGGUACGUGAAGCGUGGGGACAGGCCUCCCAACCUCUCCUUCCUCGACCACAUUCGCUGCUUCCUCUCCUCCUCCUCCUCCUCCUCCUCCGCCGCCUGAUUGCCUUCAGCGCCACUUUUUUGUCUCCUCCUUAGUCUCUUCCCUGCUCUACUCCAUUUUUACA
Messenger RNA from Syzygium oleosum, 806 nucleotides. RefSeq names its product putative gamma-glutamylcyclotransferase At3g02910. The coding region runs from base 146 to 742 and encodes 198 amino acids. The transcript has a single exon. NCBI's taxonomy places the organism in Eukaryota, Viridiplantae, Streptophyta, Magnoliopsida, Myrtales, Myrtaceae. Gene Ontology annotation, molecular function: gamma-glutamylaminecyclotransferase activity. The record is from RefSeq and is a predicted model, not a curated record.